AUGGCGGCCGCAGUGUCGGUGCCAGUGACUCCGACGGGCCAGCUGCUUCGCUUCGCAGGUCCACCACCAAGUGAGCAGCUGGUCUUCGGCAGCCACUUGCAUUGGCUCCCACCCCGACCGACAAGACGGUCCUGGUGCGCGAGCUGCCUGGUGGUCUUCAGCCUGGCUCGCACGUCACAGCGCCUGCGUCAGCUACGAGUGCGAGACGAGGACCGGAGCCGCUGCUCUGCAGAAGUGAUGCUGGACUUCGAGCGAAAAGGCUUUCUGAAGAUGCCGCAGAUCUUGGCCCCGGAGGAGGUGGACUCACUGAGCGAGCUGGUGAGCGCCACCUGCCGCUCUGAAGAGUGUGUGCUCGAGGCACUCCGUCAUCAGAUCAGGGUGCAGUAUGGCGCGGCGAGCGCCACAUCUUGCUCGGAUAUUGCUGCUUGCCGGGCCAAGCUGAGAAGCCUUGAGAAACGCGGAGAGAUCAGCUUCCUUCAGUACUUCAACUUGCAUCGCCACAGCGGGGAGCUCCGGGAGCUGGCUUUGUCUCCCCGCUUCGCCUUCUGGGCUUCGCGGCUCCUGGGCGUGCCGAGGGUGCGUCUCUAUCAGGAUGCCCUCUUCGAGAAGCGCCCAGGUGACGGGGCGACCGACUGGCAUUCGGAUUUGGGCUUGGCCCCUUUCGAUACCAACAGCUUUGUGACCAUAUGGUUGCCUCUAACAUCCAUUUCGACGAAGGGCUCGUCCCUGGUAUAUGCCAUUAGCAGCCACAAAGAUUUCGCACUUCCCUUCCUCGGAGAUGUUGACGAAGACUUGAGUGGCAGGUACAAGCUCCAGCGCACUGGUGGCCUUCUUCCUGGGGAUGCCACUGCGCACCACGGCUGGACGUUGCACAGCGCCGCAGGCAUCCCAAAGACGGCUCCGCCGCGGCUGGCGUGGACCCUGGGCUUCGUGGCCGAUGGAGCAUGUCUCCGGCGUGGUGAGCUGGAGCUUGGGGAGGACGCCGUGUCCUACGAAGCCUGGGCCAAAGAGCUCGGGCCGGGUGCACGAGUGGAGCAUCCCAUGGUUCCCCUGCUGCCCGGCUCUCGGCUUCCUUUGCUUCAGCAGGGGCAGGCAGCCGAGUGCAAAGAGGUGGGCGGAAAGCUCACGAAGAGGUUUGGCCUCUUUGGCUUCGGAUCCCAGCGAAGCGAAGCGGCAGAGGCUCCAGAAGAGGCGCGGGCAUCCCUGGUGGCCCCACGGCUCGAAGGCACCCGGAGCGACCUGGCCUCGCCUGAUUUUGUUGGUUGCUGUGUUCUUGCAGACUUCGACGGCCUCUGCUUGAAGCUGCAGACGCUGGAGCUCACCCCAAGCGCGGCGCGCAAGAUCAGGGCUGCCGAGUCUGUCUGGCUGAGCUGCGGCCUCGACCUGGGCCGCGGUCCGGAGGAGCUCUUGGUCGCUUGCCCGAGCGCUGCAGAUAGCCGGCUCCUGGCCAUUCAGCACACAUCCUUUCACAGCAAGGAAGCGUUGGCCGAGUUUCGAACAUUGGCCAGCCUUCCGUUGCAAGUGAAGCUGCUGAUCAAAGGGCAGCGAAAAGGUGCCGCGGCGCACUCGACGAACUCUUCCAACUCCACACAGAUGCAAACCGUUGCCCAGGCUGAGCUACUCUGGUUUGCAGCCCUGCUGGACCCGGGCAGCGCCUGCCCCUUCGUUGCGGAGCUGACAGAGGGAGGGAAGGCCGGAGCCGCCGUUGGCCGCCUCCAGCUCUCGCUGGAGCUGACAAGCAAAGGAGAAGGCAACAGUUUGGAAGGGCUCUGGGAUCAGCGAGAGGUUUUCAGAGCAAAUGCAGGUCCUCGCAGGCCGGUACCGACCGAUGACUGCAGGGUGCUCAGAGGCGUCGCUUGCCAGAAGAGUCUUCAAGAAGAGGGCCUCAGUGAUUCAGGCAGCAUCCAUGUCAGACUUUGGCUUGGCUCCUUCAGCCCCCUGGUCACUCCGAGCUCGGUUUCCGAACUACGUGCUGUGCUGAAGCUGGGGCAGCAGCAGGAGAUCAGUAUGAGUGUGCAGAAAGAUGCUUUGGGCAUCGGUCGUGAUGUGGUCUUCGGGCAGUCGGCGGUGUCAGCAUCGAGCGUUUGGCAGGUUCAGAGAGAAACUUUCGCUUGCAAGGGGCCUUGUCCCGCUUGCAUCUUUGUGCAACUGUGGAGCGGUGCAGAGCUUUGUGGUCUUGCGAAGCUGCUGCUCGAACCUUUCCAGAAGGAAUCCGCGCAAGAGAUGAUCAGUUUGCAGGGAUACAGGACCAUUUUCGAUGGUGAGCUGGACGUCUCUGCCGUCGUCAACAACACGAGCAUUGGAAACCUUCAGAUUUGUGCUCAUGCCGGACUGGCGCCGGUGCUGUUGCAACUCUCUCGAGAAGCACCGCAGCUGGAAAUUCACGUCGAUCCUCGGGAUGUCUCCGCCGCCUUGCUGCUGCUAGCCCAUCAGAGCUUUGACUUGAUCGCUGAGGGGCUAAAGGCGGCGGUUGCGCAGCACCUGGAGGGAAAGCAGCUGGCAGAAGCUCUUCAAGAUCUAGAGCCGCUCCUGACUUUUACGGAAGCCUCUGCCCUUGUGAACAGCAUCAAGGAGGGAGCACGUCGUUCCGUCGAAGCUUCGAGAUUUCUGGAGCUACUUCGGUCACGUAUGCUUGCGGUGCAAGAGAGCUUUGACCAAGUGAUUCGUGAAGUUGGGGACGAAUCUGGAAGCUUGGCCUUGGAUUUCCUGGAGGUGGGCAACCCUGUUUGGCUGCAGAGGCAGGAUGUGGCCAGAGCUCUGAAAUUCCGCGGCCUGGACCUGAGCUGGGCCUGCUUGGAAGGCGUCUUUGUGGCCCUCGGCUGCCCUGAGCCUUCCGGCGCCGUUUCUGCGGAGAAGUUCGCCCGGCUCUUCCGGCAGCGAGCGGAGCUCGCAAAGCGGCGACGGGCCCGGCUCCGGCACUUGGAAGCCGAGGCCUUGGCUCAGUUGCGGGCCAUGCGGGGCCCGACGGGCCCGAGCCCGAGGCAGAGGAUGGAGGAACUCGUGCUGAGGCACUCAGCAGACGGGACGCUCGAUGCCCUUGGCUUGACGGUGAUGCUUGCAGAGGAGACUCCAAGUCUGCCACGGACGGAUGUAGAUGAUCUGGUGCAGUUGCUCUUCGAGCGGUUUGGAGUGAAGCCGGGAGGCCGCGUGUCAGCAACCCGCGUUCUGCAGUGGCUGGUUGGCACGCAGGGGUCAGUGAUUCAAUCGUCUCUUCGAGACGUGGACUUGAACUCGGCUUCACAGCCAGCACAGUUGCUGGCCAAGUUGGCCGCAAAAUUGCCCGCACAGGUGCCAUUGAAGGCCGAGCCCCAGCCAGAACCUGUGACGUCACCUUUGGCCAAGCAGGCCCCUGCAGAAGUUCGCACGAGCACCGCAGACGCUGAGGCAACGGUGCAGGCAACGUUGCAACUGGCACGGCCAUUGAGAAGCGGCUUGGAGCAGCAGCUGUCAGAAGUUCUCGCUGCGUCCCUGGGUCUGGAGACAGCGAGGCUUCGCGUCCUUGGGGCCGAAGAAGGUGCCUCGCGCAUCUGUGUGCAAAUGCGACCCCGGUCGUCUUCGUCCCAAGACGUCGUGGCGAAGCUCGCCCGUCAGCUGGGGGAUCCUGCGUCGCCAGUUCGCUUGGCACCUAUUUCUGCUGACGCGAUCUGGUCUGAAGAUCCGCCAGCGGAAGGCUGGGCAA
Symbiodinium sp. CCMP2456 is the source of this 3679-nucleotide messenger RNA. Lineage: Eukaryota; Dinophyceae; Suessiales; Symbiodiniaceae. The record is from the annotation of a GenBank genome assembly.